UGACAAAGUGACUAUUCCCCUCAAAAAACAUUCUGCUUUUGAUCCCAACGUUAUCGUAUUGGCACCCGCAGCUCAUCCUUUCAUUCCAUUCAGGUUUUUACCAUGACGACUCCCUGUCGAUUCUACGCGCUUGGAACCUGUCACCGCCGCGACUGUUCCUUUUUGCACGAUAGACAGUCUAUGGACAAGGCAGUGUGUGCUUAUUAUCAAAAGGGACAGUGUCGGUUUGGCAACUACUGUGCGCUUCAACAUGUAAAGGCGGGAUCGGGCUCGGUGACGUCAAAGUCCCACAGCUCGCAAACGUCCCAAGCAUCUACUAGUAGACCCUCACCCGUAGAAAGUAGUCCUACCACCGGAUCCUCUCGGAAACCAGCAACCGUUCCUUCGGCGGGAAAUCGGAGAACAUUUAUCCCGUCCUCUGCAGCAUUGGGAUUGGGAGCUGCAUCGAUAGUUGUACGUGGUGGCGAAACAUUGGUAGAAUCAAGAGAAAGCGUAGCGGGUGAAAAGAAACCGCACGGUGAAGAGAUACCAUUGGAAACCUCUUUGUGCGGCCUCUCUCUGUCAGCAGGCAGAAAGGGUGAUGUCCGUCAGGAACAGCCAUCAGCUGGCGGCUUCGGUGUGGAGGCCGAUGCCGUAUCUGGCUUUCGAUCAAGUCAACCAUGGCCGUCCGACUAUCCGCAAGAACAGUCGGAGGAUGACGAUGAUGCGGAGGAAUCAAAACUACCGAUGCGGCCAUCGUAUUCGAAUAUAGCGAAAGUGGGAGUACCCGCCAUGGGCUCAAGUGUUCCAAGUGCGAAUCCCGAUGACUCUGUUGUAAAAGUGGAUGAUACACCACUUUGCCCCUUUGCUAUGCAAGGGAUAUGUCGAUUUGGGGACGAGAAAUGUCGAUAUCGACAUGGACUGACUUGCCCAGUGUGCUUGAAACAAUGUCUGGAUCCGGAUGGCAGUGCGGAAGAGCAUGAAGCACAUAUGAUACUUUGUCACAGUAGAAUGGAGCAAAAAGAGCGGGUGAAUGAAGAUAUUGAUUGUGUAGUAUGCAUGGAGAGCGUGCAAACAAAAUCUGACUCGCGGUAUGGAUUGCUCAAUUGCGAUCACUGUGUGUGCUUAAGCUGCAUACGACAGUGGCGCAGCAAUCAGGGAAUGGAUACUUCAAAGUCCUGUCCAAUUUGCCGCACAAUUACCCAUUUUGUCACGCCGUCGUCCGUGUGGCCCCGGACACUUGAUGAGAAGAUGGCGAUUAUCGAGGAGUACAAACUAAAGCUAAGCACAAUUGAUUGCAAGCACUUUGACUUUGGUCAAGGCACAUGUCCAUUUGGCACUUCGUGCUUCUAUCGGCACGUUGGCCACGAUGGAGUAGCCGAGGAAAUAAAGUUGCGCAAAGUAAUAGGACAAGAAGAUGACCUGCGUAUCGUCAAUACUCCAAAACUUGCCGAUUUUCUGGAACUAUAUGAGAACCGCCGUUAACAACUCGUAGCAUAUGUAAAUAAUUUUUAGGCAAUUGUAGAUAAUCUAAUGCAGGCAGAUUCCUUCCUGUAGAUGAACCCAUCAAAGGGUUAUAAAUCUUACCUUAAUAUCACUACCUUUCUUCAAAUUUGGA
Molecule: messenger RNA, 1597 nt
Organism: Spizellomyces punctatus DAOM BR117
Lineage: Eukaryota; Fungi; Chytridiomycota; Chytridiomycetes; Spizellomycetales; Spizellomycetaceae
Exons: 7
Coding region: 103-1464 (453 amino acids)
Biological process (GO): protein polyubiquitination
Molecular function (GO): ubiquitin protein ligase activity; metal ion binding
Source: RefSeq, a predicted model, not a curated record